AACCCAUUUUUGUUCGAUUUUCGUCAUAUAACUCCGAAAGCUGUGUUACAUAAUAAUCACUGUCGAUAUUGUUGACAUUUUUUGUAGGUUUUCCCCUCAGUUUCAUCCUGAAAAAUCGAAUUUUGAUCAACCUAAAUGUCACUUGUCAGAUUUGUGUAAUGUCAAAACAAAACAACUGUCAAUAGAAAAGAAUGUCCAGUUUAUAAAAAUAUUUCGUGUCAAAACAAUUCUGUGUGAUACUUUUAGAAAUUGCGAAACAGCUGAUUGAUCUCAAAUGUCACAUUUUCUGUUUACAUUUAUGUUUACAUCGGUCAAAUUGGAAUUAAAUUUAAGUAAAUCCCUUUCUAGAUCCAAGUGUUGGGAGUGUGACGUAAUUUUUGUGUAGAUUUUUGAUCAUGGAAAACUUUGGUUACUGUGGUAUCAAGUGAAGUUAUGGAAGGAAUUGAAUGUUCAGGAUUCACAUUUUACAAUGAAUUCGAUUCGGCCAAUUUAGCUAAAGUCGUCUAUGUGCAUCCCAAUGAGUCGGUCAUUCCGGUUCCUAACACUUCUACCAAAUCGACACCUGAAGUUCCAGAUGCGGAAUUUAAUCUCUGGACGAAGCCCGAUUGCUGUGGGACCGAGUAUGAGAACGGGAAUAGGACUUGGUUUUAUUUUGGAAUAAAAGCACAUUCACCAUGCCUUCUAGUACGCCUAAACAUUGUCGAUCUCAAUCGUCAAGGCAAAAUGUACAGCCAAGGUAUGGCACCUGUAUAUCGUAUAAUUCCUGGAAAAAUGCAGUGGGAACGCAUACGUGACAAACCCAUCUAUAACACCGUCGACGAUAUAUUCACUCUCAGUUUUAAAUUUAAAACACCAGAAAAUGUCCAAAGCAUCACGUAUUUUGCUUUCACUUAUCCAUUUUCCUACACUGACCUUCAAAAACUAUUAACAAAUAUAGAUUUAAAAUUCGAAAACUACGUGGCCAACUACGAGGAUGAUAUCUACUACCAUAAGGAAGUAGUUUGUCGUUCUUUGGGUGGCCGUGACAUUCACCUCUUGACUGUUUCCUCCUAUCAUGGAAUUACACCCGAAAUUGAAACCCGUUUGAAAAACCUCUUCCCUGAUAAAAAUUUCCGUCGACCAUUUAAAUUUGUGGGUAAGAAAGUCGUCUUCGUUUCGGCUCGUGUACAUCCGGGGGAAACUCCUUCGAGUUUUGUUUUUAACGGUUUUUUGAAUCUAUUAUUGACUCGUGACGAUCCGGUGGCAAUAAUGUUACGACGGUUGUACGUUUUCAAGAUGAUUCCCUUUUUGAAUCCCGAUGGAGUGGUUCUGGGGCAUUACAGAACGGAUACAAGAGGUGUUAACUUGAAUCGGGUAUAUUUGAAUCCGGUUUUGGCACAACAUCCGGCAGUUUAUGCCGCAAGGGCGUUGAUAAGGUACUAUCAUUUCGGAUACGAGAAAGAGGAUGCCCUGGACAAGUCGCAAGGUGAUGCGACGAUUAGUGUCAAAGUAUCGAAUAUGAGUCUGGAGGAGAAGGAAGGAGGUGUUUGGUGUGCAAAAUGUAAAGUUAAGAUGUGUCGAAGAUGUAGAAGUGCCGAAAUCGUAAAGGAUGAAGAAGAAAACAUCGAAGUGAACGCAAACGAAAGCGGAUUAUUUUUGUACAUAGAUUUACAUGGUCAUGCUUCAAAGAAAGGAAUUUUCAUGUACGGAAAUCAUUUCCAAGAUUUGGAUAGGAAUGUCGACUGUAUGCUUUUGCCGAAGUUAAUGAGUAUGAAUAAUCAUAAUUUUCACUUCACUGCCUGUAAUUUUACCGAAAGGAAUAUGUAUCUCAGGGACCGUCGAGACGGCAUGAGCAGAGAAGGCUCCGGCCGUGUAGCAGUCCUCAAACUCACCGGUUUAACAAAAAGCUAUACUCUUGAAUGUAACUACAACACAGGUCGAAUCGUAAAUGUUCUUCCGCCGACCAUAAAAGAAUCCCACAAUAAAGUCCAUACGAUUUUAGUACCUCCAAAAUACACUCCUCAAAUAUUCGAAGAGGUUGGUAGAUCACUCGGCGCUUCGAUUCUAGACCUCACCGGCCAAAAUCCUUGCUCAAGAAUUCCCAAUUCCGAAUUUCAUUCCAUUUCCGGUUUGAAAGAUUGGCUAAGGAUUUAUUGUGCCAAUGAAAUGGAUGAGACUAGACCUCAUAGUAAAAUUAAGCUGAGAAACCUAGCCGGCCUCCAUAAUCAGGGAAAACCAUCUCAUGGUUUAUUACUGAAAACGAGACCCGUUUCGGCGCCCAAACGUCUGGCGAGUCGUGCUAGACCUGCAACGGUGCCCAUUGAACGCAAAGAAAACAUGGCGGUGAGUUCGGCCGCCGCCAUGUUGGUUUCGCAACCGAGUUGUUCACAUCAUUCCACCAACAACGAUAACGCUAAAACUUUCCGUCUGAAUAAAAUGAAAACGAAAACCAAAUUCAAACGGAACGUCAGCGGUGAAAGAAAAAUCGUUCGAAAACAGAUAAAACCGACAAAGAAAGCAAUGAUCGGUAAAGAAAUGGCCGAAGAAAGGAAGAAAUUGCGCGAGAUUUGUAUUGAGACGAAAAGCGAAGAAAAAUUAUGGAAGGACGAGGCGGGGCCGAGCAGAGGAGCCACUUUUAUUGUGCAUAAUUUUGCGAAAAAUUCCACUUUUGUCAAGUGUAAGUUUAAAAAGCACUCGUUGAGGAGGUUGACGAAAAGUACACCGGAUGCAGGUAAGGUCGACAAAGUGAAGAAAAGGAAGAAACUCAAGUCGAAAUAGACACAUUUUUUGUUUGUAAAUUGGUGGUUUAUAAAGUGAUAUUUUUGUGAU
This is a messenger RNA of Tribolium madens (black flour beetle), 2808 nucleotides long. Its product is annotated as cytosolic carboxypeptidase-like protein 5. Lineage: Eukaryota; Metazoa; Arthropoda; Insecta; Coleoptera; Tenebrionidae. Bases 433 to 2757 code for a protein of 774 amino acids. The transcript has 8 exons. The record is from RefSeq and is a predicted model, not a curated record. Gene Ontology annotation, biological process: proteolysis; protein deglutamylation. Gene Ontology annotation, molecular function: metallocarboxypeptidase activity; zinc ion binding.